This is a messenger RNA of Salvia hispanica, 519 nucleotides long. NCBI's taxonomy places the organism in Eukaryota, Viridiplantae, Streptophyta, Magnoliopsida, Lamiales, Lamiaceae. The record is from RefSeq and is a predicted model, not a curated record.
AUGGUGGAAGUCAAUCUUCGUUCGUGGUCGGAGAUAUUGCAAGCAUCUGAAGGCUUGCAAUUGAAUUCAACUGCAGCAACGUUGGAGCAUAUUCUCGCUAUGUUUGCCCGACUCGAGACCCGAUUGGUUGCGCAUGAGUGCAGGGUAGCAGCAACACUCCCUCCGUUGCAACACGAACCUGAUCCUUCUGACGCAACCACGUUUCAGCAGCCGCACGCUGCACAACUGCCCCGACAAUAUCUGCAACAGCAACAACCUUACCAACUGCCUGCUCCUCCACCCGAUGCUUUGCCAUGGCAGCAACUGCAGCAACCGGAGAUGGAGGAUUGGCGGUGGCAACAGCAUCAGCCCCACACACAGCCGGUCCAGACGCGACGUCCAACAAGCUGGGACCCUCCCGACUACUGCCAACAGUCGGGGUUCAUGCCGUACGACCAAUAUCCAAUGCCAUACCACCACUGGGAGAAAAAUCAGCCGCCGCUGACCCCGCCUUGUGGUUGGGAUCCACCUGCGCAAUGA